Molecule: messenger RNA, 1542 nt
Organism: Maudiozyma saulgeensis
Lineage: Eukaryota; Fungi; Ascomycota; Saccharomycetes; Saccharomycetales; Saccharomycetaceae
Source: the annotation of a GenBank genome assembly
AUGUCAUUAUUAUCAGAGGAAGAUCUGAACGAUUUCAUUAGUCCGGCUUUGGCCUGUACAAAACCAACAGAGAUCAAACGUACGAAGGUGAAGAGUAAUGUUAAUGCACUAGGUGAAUACGAAGUUGGUGUUGAUGAUGGUGAAGAUGAGAUGUUAGAAAAAGUGACCAUUACUUUGAGUGAUUGUCUGGCUUGUUCUGGAUGUAUUACUUCAAGUGAAGAGAUUAUGUUACAACAACAAUCUCAUGGGGUCUUUUUGAAGGCCAUGUCAAACCGAGAAGCAAAUACCAAAUUAGCUGUUAGCAUAUCACCUCAGUGUAGACUGUCGAUGGCUACAUAUUAUGGAAUGGAGAUAUCUGAUUUUGAUAAGUGCUUUGCAAAUUUUUUCCAGAAGAAAUUCAAUGCUAAAUAUGUUGUAGGAACUCAACUUGGUAGAAAUGUCUCUAUUCAACAAGUGGUCAAGAAAUUAUCCGAGUGGAAGCAAAGUAAAGAGUACGAAAAAGAUUCAAGACCUCGACUCUCUGCUGCUGAUCCUGGGUUUGUCAUAUAUACAGAAAAGACUAAACCAGAUUUAGUUCCUUUAUUAUUGAAUGUUAAGUCGCCACAACAGAUCACAGGUGCAUUAUUGCAUGAAACGUUUGAUAAACAUUAUAAGACAGAGACAAAAACUGAAGAAAAACUCUAUGUUUUGGGAGUGAUGGCCUGUUUUGAUAAAAAAUUAGAAGCUUCAAGGCCUGAUAGUGCAGGAGAAGUUGACUGUGUUAUUACACCUAAGGAAUUUGUAGCCAUGUUAUCAGAAUUGAAUGAAUCAUUUUAUCAAUAUAAAGUAUCAUCAUCAGAUGAUAUUUUGAAAGAUCUAUGCCCUGAAGGUUGGGACCCAGAGUUGCAUUGGUGUAUUAAUCAUGGUAGCAGCUCUGGUGGAUUUGCUUAUCAAUAUAUUGUUUGGAGACAACGGACUCUACCUGACGAAUUGGCUAAGAAUAGUAAAAUAAUGAAGCUGCUAGGUAAAAAUAAUAAUAUAUGUGAACAUCGUUUAAUCAAUGUUAAGACAGGUGAAACAAUUGCAUCUGCAAGUGAAUUAAGUGGGUUUAGAAAUAUUCAAAAUAUGGUGCGACACUUGAGUCGUAGUGGUCCUAAUGGUAGUUCUGCAUUUCCAAAGCGUCGUGUCCAAUCAUUGCGUAAACGUCAAUCCUCUACAAACACAGCUAGUUCGACUGCCACUACAACUACUGCUGGUAGGCUUGGCACAUUAGUUGCUCAACCGUAUUCUAGUGAGUUCAUUGAGGUCAAUGCUGCUCCAGGAGGGUGCCUAAAUGGUAGUGGGUUAUUGAACGAAGAACAAUCUACUGUACGUAAGAGACAAUUUACACAACAAUUAGAAGAGAGGUUCCAUAGUUCUUUUACUAUGGUCGAUCCAUUAGACACUACACAAUGGAGUACUACUGAAAUUAUCGAACCAGAGAAGCUAUAUGAAUAUACAUUCCAUGCAGCUCAACCACAAGAUAAACAAAAGGAUAUUGUUACGGUGGGUAAUACCUGGUAA